UCUCACGUUUCAAAAUCAAUCUCCUCCAGAUCUCUCUCUCUCUCUCUCUCUCUCUCUCUCUCUCUCUCUCUCUUUCCUACACUACACUACCCACUGUCUCUCUCUCUCUCUCUCUCACUCUGCUUAGCACUCUGCAGCAGCAUUUCAGCAAGUAAACUACAAUGGCAGGUAUGGCUGUCAUCGGGGGGAUAACUGUGCCAUCAACCUCCUCAAAGAACCUCCAAAAUAGCCUCGCAUUCUCCUCUUCUUCUCUCUCCGGCGACAAAAUUCAAACGACGUCAUUUCUCAACCGCCGAUAUUGUAGAAUCUCUUCUAGAGCUCCGAUUGUUGUCUCUCCCAAAGCUGUUUCUGAUUCUAAGAAUUCGCAGACUUGUCUUGACCCUGAAGCCAGCCGUAGUGUUCUUGGUAUUAUACUUGGAGGUGGUGCUGGUACACGUCUUUACCCGUUGACUAAGAAGAGAGCCAAACCAGCCGUGCCACUCGGUGCUAAUUAUAGGCUUAUUGAUAUCCCAGUGAGCAAUUGUUUGAACAGUAAUAUUUCCAAAAUAUAUGUUCUUACACAAUUCAAUUCUGCUUCUCUGAAUCGUCAUCUUUCGCGGGCAUAUGCUAGCAACAUGGGAGGAUACAAAAAUGAGGGGUUUGUAGAAGUUCUUGCUGCUCAGCAAAGUCCAGAGAAUCCAAACUGGUUUCAGGGUACAGCUGAUGCUGUUAGGCAAUAUCUGUGGCUUUUCGAAGAGCACAAUGUUCUUGAGUACUUGAUUCUUGCUGGUGACCAUUUGUAUCGAAUGGAUUAUGAAAGAUUUGUCCAAGCUCACAGAGAAACUGAUGCAGACAUUACUGUUGCUGCAUUGCCAAUGGAUGAAAAGCGUGCUACUGCAUUUGGUUUGAUGAAAAUUGAUGAAGAAGGAAGAAUUAUUGAGUUUGCCGAGAAACCGAAAGGAGAACAAUUGAAAGCUAUGAAGGUUGAUACCACAAUCCUGGGUCUGGACGAUGAGAGAGCAAAAGAAAUGCCAUUCAUAGCCAGCAUGGGCAUAUAUGUUAUUAGCAAAGAUGUAAUGCUUAAUCUGCUUCGGGAGCAAUUUCCUGGUGCUAAUGAUUUUGGAAGUGAAGUUAUUCCAGGCGCCACUUCCAUAGGGUUGAGAGUCCAAGCUUAUUUGUAUGAUGGUUACUGGGAGGAUAUUGGUACCAUUGAAGCUUUUUACAAUGCUAACUUGGGAAUCACCAAAAAGCCGGUGCCAGAUUUUAGCUUCUAUGAUCGUUCAUCUCCAAUUUAUACACAACCUCGGUAUUUGCCUCCUUCAAAGAUGCUUGAUGCUGAUAUAACUGACAGCGUCAUCGGUGAAGGCUGUGUUAUUAAGAACUGUAAGAUUCAUCAUUCUGUUAUCGGACUUCGAUCUUGUAUCUCGGAGGGUGCAAUCAUUGAGGACACACUGUUGAUGGGAGCUGAUUAUUAUGAGACUGAUGCUGAUCGGAAAUUCCUGGCUGCUAAGGGUAGUGUACCUAUUGGAAUUGGAAAGAAUGCUCAUAUUAAAAGAGCAAUAAUUGACAAGAAUGCACGUAUUGGGGAUGAUGUCAAGAUUAUCAACAGUGACAAUGUACAAGAAGCAGCAAGAGAAACAGACGGAUACUUCAUAAAGAGCGGAAUAGUCACUAUAAUCAAGGACGCCUUGAUUCCAAGUGGAACUGUAAUCUAGAAAUGGAGCAUAUAAUAAAUAUCACUGCCUAUUUACAGUACCUAUCUGAGUCUCCCACCAUGACCCUUUGAUUCAAUCUUUUAGUUAUGUAAAUAUUUUUGGCUUUUGCCGAUUUUGCCAUAAAUUUGAAGAAGCGAGGAUUCAGGGACGAUAGUGCUAUGAAUUGGAAGAAAGGAUUUGGGGGAUAUCUUUGUAAAGACAUUUUGACUACUGGGCACUAAAAAUUUGGUAAUGCUAUACCAAAAUAUAUAAAAAGAUCUUGCUGGGUUUUGGUAAAAUAA
Messenger RNA from Beta vulgaris subsp. vulgaris (sugar beet), 1975 nucleotides. RefSeq names its product glucose-1-phosphate adenylyltransferase small subunit, chloroplastic/amyloplastic. The transcript is spliced from 9 exons. The record is from RefSeq and is a predicted model, not a curated record. Gene Ontology annotation, molecular function: glucose-1-phosphate adenylyltransferase activity. Bases 162 to 1694 code for a protein of 510 amino acids. Gene Ontology annotation, biological process: glycogen biosynthetic process. Lineage: Eukaryota; Viridiplantae; Streptophyta; Magnoliopsida; Caryophyllales; Amaranthaceae.